AACUGACACAUGACACGGAGAGACGUCUUUAGCAAUAGCGAAACGGAGGAAAAUGACAAAACAAAGCAUCCCCUCGCAAUCCAUCACAGAUUGCAAAUAUCUGGUUCCAAUUCCCCUUCCAUUCCCCCCUCUCUCUCUACCGCCGCCUUCUCUCUCUCUCUCUCUGAGUCUGUCGCUGUAGCGCCACUAUAGAUUAUAGUGCCUCACUCAUGUCCGCAACGACCGACUCUGCAACCACAAGUAGUGCCAACCAUGUCCUCUGUUCUCCCACUUCCAACCCAUUUAUCAGCCUAACCACCUGCUUCCACUUUGACGCAUCAUGGCUCUGCUUCAAGGCAACCCCAAACCAUUCCUUCUGUCUCCUCGCCGCCUCCCAAUUCGCUCCUCAACCCACCCUACUUCAUUCAACAACCGUCAAAAGCUCAAUCUCAAUCUCCGCCUGCCAAUACUAAUCAAUGCGCUUCGCAAAUUCCCAAUCCGGAGCAAUCUCCCCAGCAAAAGCAGAACAUCCCGGCUCAAUGCUGAAGCCGGGUCGGUCGGAGUCUCCGAAACAGAGGCCACGAGCGGGAGGAGGAUUCUGCUGUCGGACGUGGUGGUGAAGAGGAAAAGGCGAGUCUUUUCAGGGAGGAAGUGGAAUUCCCUGGACAUCGGGACUGCUGGUGUCGUUCUGGCAAUGCAUUUGCUCAGCUUGUUAGCGCCGUUUUACUUCUCUUGGACCGCCCUCUGGGUCGCCGUUUCGUUGUACCUAGUCACUGGUCUGUUGGGCAUUACGCUGUCGUUUCACAGGAACCUCUCCCACAGGAGCUUCAAGCUGAGGAAGUGGCUGGAGUACUUGUUCGCAUAUUGCGGUGUUUUGGCUCUUCAGGGGAAUCCAAUAGAUUGGGUGAGCACACACAGGUACCAUCACCAGCACUGCGAUUCGGAGAGAGACCCUCAUAGUCCCCUUGAAGGCUUUUGGUUCAGCCACAUGAGUUGGCUCUUUGAUACCAACUCUGUUGUUCAAAGGUGUGGUGGACCAAACAAUGUGGGGGAUUUGGAGAAGCAGCCAUUCUACAGGUUCCUGCAGCGCACCUACAUUGCACACCCCAUUGCACUUGCUGUUCUGCUCAAUGCAUUGGGUGGAGUUCCUUUCCUUCUGUGGGGAAUGUGUGUGAGGAUCGUGUGGGUUUAUCACAUCACAUGGCUUGUGAAUUCAGCUUGCCAUGUCUGGGGAAAGCAAGCAUGGAACACUGGGGACUUGUCAAGGAACAAUUGGUGGGUGGCAGUUCUUGCAUUUGGUGAGGGUUGGCACAACAAUCACCAUGCCUUUGAGUACUCGGCUCGGCAUGGCAUAGAGUGGUGGCAGCUUGACAUAACAUGGUAUGUGGUGAGGCUGCUUCAAGUACUUGGUUUGGCCACUGAUGUGAAGUUGCCCAGUGAAGCUCAGAAGCAGCGCCUGGCAUUGAACAUGGGAACCGCCUGUUGAAUUUGAGAUGGAUUUCCUCGAAUAUCACAUUCAUCUCCUUUUAAAACCCUUUGCAAGCAGAAAAGGCUACUGAUUUUUUGACUGAAUAUACACAAUAGGAAAAAAUUAUAGACAUUACGCUAGAUUUGAUUCCAAUGAGAAGAGAAACUUGAUGAUACGAACUUCACCAUGCACUUGA
Messenger RNA from Rhodamnia argentea, 1643 nucleotides. RefSeq names its product palmitoyl-monogalactosyldiacylglycerol delta-7 desaturase, chloroplastic-like. Gene Ontology annotation, molecular function: oxidoreductase activity, acting on paired donors, with oxidation of a pair of donors resulting in the reduction of molecular oxygen to two molecules of water. The record is from RefSeq and is a predicted model, not a curated record. The transcript has 5 exons. Gene Ontology annotation, biological process: lipid metabolic process. NCBI's taxonomy places the organism in Eukaryota, Viridiplantae, Streptophyta, Magnoliopsida, Myrtales, Myrtaceae. Gene Ontology annotation, cellular component: endoplasmic reticulum membrane. Bases 320 to 1465 code for a protein of 381 amino acids.